CUCGAGGGAGGGGGAACGCGAAUGGAGGCCGUUGGUGUUUCAGAGGCGAAAUAAUCGAGGCAGAAAUACACGAUAAAAGCUAAAUUAAAGCCUUCGAUUAUUCUUUUUAUGAAAAGUCGCGACACUUACCUCAAAUACACUCACGACUGUGUUGACAGUGUGUGUGUGAGACAGUGUUCGUCGGAACUGAGCGUUUGUUUAUUUACUGUUUGCAGAGCUCAGAGGCCCGGAUUCACUCUGUUCACUAAUCAGGGAAUAUGAGACAGAUGCUACAAUGACAUCUAGAUUCGGAAAAACCUAUAGCCGAAGAGGAGGAGAUGGGACUUCCAAGUUUGACGAAGUGUUGUCCAAUAAAAGGGCCACGAUUAGCACCAAAUGGGGUGAAACGACUUAUAAAGCCAAGGUAGGAGCAAAGAGGCCUGGCUUGAAGACAGAUGUGACUGAUCAACACAAAAGGUCCAAGAUCACGGAAGGUGAUGGUUCAGAAGAUCCGUUUGGAUUUGAUAGUGAUGACGAGUCUAGGCCAGUCACAUCUCGUAGUGUAGGUCAGUCCAAGCCCAAGAUGACAUCCGCUGGAGGAUCUCCAGCCAGUCUAACUCUGGAGCCUAACAGCAGGGUGAACCAGCCUGCUAGUGUGGAGGCCGUCGCCCCCAGUAGGACCCCUUUCACUCUCAGUAGUGAAAGAAGUGCUCACAAAGUGCCAGAAGAUCCUGGGAAAUUCUUUAACACGUCUGCUGCAGGACAAACCUCGAGUUGGCCCAUGGACAACACGGAGCACCACAGCUAUUCAUGGUACAAAAACCCUUCUGAAAGCUACACAAGACCUCUAGCCCAGACCACCACGUUAAAGUCAGAUAAAUCUGAGGACAAGGAUUCCUAUGAUUCCUGGAAUGUUGUGGUCGGUCUCGGGGCACGCUCCACAUCGCUCUUUACCAGCCCUAAAGACCCUCCUUCUACUAUGUGGGAGUCCGGUAGAUACAGUAGCAGCAGCAGCAUUCAGAGCAAAACAUCCACAGAGACUCGCUUAGGCGACCUUGGUAGGGGAGAUUUUUAUGUUCCCGUCGAACCGUCGGAAAGCGAGGACCACUCUCAGUCUCAGCUCAGGACGUCCAACUGCAGGACGUACUGCAGGCCCAAUAAAGGCAAGCAGCCAGGUGGAGCAGAUGGAAGUGGAAGCGCAUCUGGUCACAGCUCCGGCGAAGUGUCACAGAACAGCGGGCCUGAGGGUGCCUUGAAAACAGCAAGCAGAGGUCGAACAAGAGACUACACAGUGCUGCACCCAUCUUGUGUUUCCAUGUUUAACGUCACCUUUCAGGGCUCAAUGGACCGCAGUAUGGAGGAGUACACGUCGGCCAGUUCUCAAGCAGCUGACCCAGGAGAUGCUGGAAGGCUGAGAAAGAAAGCAGAGACUGAAAGCAAACCUUUGAGUCGAUCCGGACCCACGCAAAGCAAAGUGAAGAGCAGUAAGUUGGAGCACUUUGGGUUUGAUGAUACAGACCCUCUGGCUGAGGGCGAUGAUGACUCUUCCGGAUGCUCAAAGUACAGAAUCAAAUACUUUGGCUUUGAUGAACUGAGUCCGAGCGACAGUGAAGAAGAUGAAGGAUCUUUUGAAAGGAAGACGGCCAAAAGAGAGGCUGAGAUGAGCACAUCAGGGUCAAUGAUUUCAAUGGAGUUGAAUGUAGAGGGUCUUCAUCCCAGAGAGACACAGAAUGCUCAGAGCAGUCAUGCAGCAGGUCAGAGUCACAGACUCAAAGAUAAUCCUAUGGAGAUACCUGAAGCCUACUCCACCUCCAUGACCGAGACAACCUGGAAAGUUCAGGUGAAACCUCAGGAGAAAGUCAAGGACAGCAGUCGGAAGAUCUUCAGCGGGCCCAAAAAGUCACCUACUAAAGCUGUGUAUAAUGCAAGACACUGGAACCAGCCAGAGGCUGAAGACCUGCUGCCCCCACCUCCAUCACGAUCUCAGGCCCCUCCAGCCGCUUCAUCAGGAGGCAGCAAGGAGUCAAUCCCGCACAAGGACGAUGGUGUGUUCAAAGCUCCUGCACCUCCUCCUAAAGUCAUCAAAUCUGUCACCAUCCCCACAGAGCCCUACCAGGACAUGGUCACUGCGCUAAAGUGUAGGAAAGAACACAAGGAGUUGUACACCGUUGUCCAGCAUGUGAAGCACUUCAAUGACGUUGUUGAGUUUGGCGAGAAUCAGGAGUUCACAGAUGACUUUGAAUAUCUCGCCACAGGUCUGAAGAGCGGACAGCCCCUUAACACACGCUGCCUUAGUAUUAUUAGCUUGGCCACACGUUGUGCCAUGCCCAGUUUCAGGAUGCACCUGAGGGCUCAUGGGAAAGUGGCUCAGGUCUUUAAAACCCUCAGUGAUUGCUCUCAACACCCGAAUCUUGCUCUGUGUACGGCUUCGCUGAUGUAUAUUCUCAGCAGAGAUCGCUUGAAUAUGGAUCUCGAUCGGGCCAGUCUUGACCUUAUGAUCAGGUUACUGGAAUUAGACCAGGACAAAUCCAGAGCCGAUCAGCUGACGGCCAAGGAAAUGAACAAAGUCAAAGAGAAGAUUCGGAAACUUUGCGAAACUGUGCACAAUAAGCAUCUUGACCUUGAGAACAUCACGGCGGGACAUUUAGCCAUGGAGACAUUGUUAUCGUUGACCUCAAAGAGGGCGGGGGAUUGGUUUAAAGAAGAACUCAGGCUUCUUGGAGGCCUGGAUCACAUUGUAGAUAAAGUGAAAGAGUGUGUGGAGAACCUUAGCCGAGAAGACGAUAAGGAGAAUCUGGUGGCGUCGUUGUGGGGGGCCGAGAGAUGUUUGCGUGUAUUAGAAAGUGUAACUGUUCACAAUCCAGAAAACCAAGGGUACCUAAUUGCCUACAAGGAUUCUCAACUCAUAGUGUCUUCAGCCAAGGCUUUGAGCCACUGUGAAGAAAUGAUCCAGAGGUACAGUCGAGAGAUAAACAGAGAUCUGUGCUCAUCCGGGACACCGCUGCCCUACUGCAGUAACAGUAAUGUAGGAAAAGCUGUGGAGGACUGCAUGCGAGCCAUCAUCGGAGUCCUGCUUAAUCUUACACAUGACAACGAAUGGGGAAGCACAAAGACGGGCGAGCAGGAGGAUUUCAUCACCACAGCGCUCAACUGUGUGCUCAGGGUCCCGCAGUAUCUGCCACAGGAGCAGAGGUUUGACAUCAGAGUCCUGGGUCUUGGCUUGCUCAUUAAUCUGGUGGAGUACAGCGCGAGGAAUAGACACUGUCUGGUGGAGUUACAGAUGGGAAGUGAAGUCUGGGAAUCUAUGUGCGUGUCGGACAAAGAUGAACUGCAGACUGAAGGCUCUCUCAGUGCCAUUGCUGCUCUGGUGAAGCUUUUCCUCCAGCGAGAGCAUGCAGCCGUGUUGGCGGAGGCGGAGACUGAUGAUUUCAUUAACGACGCACCAAAGCCCCAGCUGGACCAGAGUGGAGAGUGGAAGGAGACCAAUGAGGAGAUCCAGUGGGUGGCUUCAGAAAACAACAACACCACAGAUGAUAAAAAGAAGGAAGGAGAGGAGGAGGAAGAGCUUGAUCUUAACAAAGCUCUCCAGCAUGCUGGCAAACACAUGGAGGACAGUAUCGUGGCAUCAUACACUGCACUGCUUUUGGGCUGUCUGUGCCAGGGAAGCCCUAUGAAUGUGACUACUGUGAGGGAAAACCUGCCAAAAGGGGAUUUUUCGGUUAUGACAGAGAUGCUUAAGAAGUUCUUGAAUUUCAUGAACCUCACAUGUGAUGUUGGCACCACGGGGCAGAAGUCGAUCUCCAGAGUCAUUGAUUAUCUGGAGCACUGUUAAUGUGUUAGUGGAGCUCCACACAGACCUCAGCACACACCUGACCUGCCUGAUACACCUGGAGAACAAACUCAUCAUCACUCGUUCAGAAAGACUACAGAAGAAAGUUUCAAGCACACCAUACACUGAACUCUAUUAAAAGAGCCCUUUAGAAUAUGUUCAUCCAUUUCUUCAGACGUUCAUCAUCACAGCAUUGAGCGAUAAACCGUUAAUCUAUCCCUUUCUUGUAAAGUCCAUAGUGUUGCCUUGUAAUUUCACUUUCUAAGUUGCAGAAAUUCAUAAAAGUGGUGGUGAGAGUUGGAUGUCCCGCUGUUUUUACUCCACUUUUGAGUCUGUAAAUUUCAAAUGCUCAGCGUUGACCCUAACUAUUGGAGGGCGAAUAGCAUUCAAGUUUCUUGCCCUCUUUGAAAUGCAGAGAAGACGACUUAAAUCAGUUCCUUUCACCGUAGUAUAUACUCGCUUUGUGUUGCAGAAACUGUAUCUCAACUGAUAGCACCGUGUCAAAGGUCGGUGAAUGAAUUAAUCGUGUCUUUUUCGUUUCGUUAGGGCCAGAGAAAGGCAAAACGUUUUUCGAAUGUUAUAUCAGUCUUGAUGGAUUAAACGUAUGGUGCUGAUUAUUCCAUAAUGCCAACUGUAAUUGUGCAGAUAAAGUUAAGUACCCUGAAUCCCAAACCUUACGUUGCUAAAAAAAAAAAGAUUGAAAAUGAACAGGCUUACUACUGUACAUUAACCUCAUGCGGUAAGCAGAUGGUAGAAGUGCGCAAUCUUACAAUUAUUCUGCAUGAGAGAAAUUAGUAUUUCUAGUCAGUACUGACAUCUGGACCAUGUAUUUGAAUUAAAAGUGAAUAAAAAAAGAAAUCGUCCUAGGAUUGAGGUUGUGGAUAAAUGAUAACCCGACUCACCCGAGUGUAUGCUGCUACUGAGCUUCUGUUAUUGUGAACAAUGCUUUAGGACUUCCUAUCAGUAUAUAGUUGAAACUCGUGAGUGUUUUACAGAAUGAGGGUUACUACCUUAACACCACUUUGGGUUUGGAUGCAAAACUGUUGCUCUGUACACGCUUACAAAACAAACGUUCAUCCUGUAUUUAACUAGUUUCUGAAGUGUCAUAAACAAAGUCCUAUAGUACCUGAUCUUUUUAGCACUUGAUGUCUUAAGCUUUCUGAUGAGGCCAGUAUGUUACACGUUUCAACCAAAACCAUUUUUGUCUUUUCAAGUUCGUCAGUGUCUUCCUGAGUGCGCUACUGUUUGUUUACGUGCGCCGUUAAUCGCCCUUGAGAUAAGCUCGACAGAGUUUCAUUCGGUGCCAGACGUUCAAACAUCUCGCUGCCGUUGUCAGUUGUUCAAAAAGCACAGACUGAAAUGAACACAAGUUUUAUUCAAUGCACAAACCUUGUUAUGGUAAAGCAGGCUGUGCAUUAUUUUAUAAACAUUUUCUGUUGUUUGUCAAGGGAUUUGAUUUUGUUUUCACUGUUACAUGCAGUGGCGGGUGUUUUAAAGGCUCUGUUUGGUCACGAGCCGAUCCGGGCCCGGUCAUGCCGUGUGUGUGAGAGCUCCAGACAGCACUGUGAUUGAAUUCACACAGCUGGACAUGAAUGAAGCCACAUGAACUGUAUAUACUCGUGUAAAUAUUGGCUGUCGGAGAACUAGAUCGACUACUUUUUCUGAAUCCAGUCUUUUUAUUUUAUACCGCAUUUUUCUCAGUUGUGUUUUCGAGGUAAGAGUUAUUGAAAAGCCAACUGCAGGAACAUGAAAUUUGUACCAAUUUCAAACAUAAUGUCUUUGGUUACAUGUAUAUAAUUUUAAGUCUAAUAAAAAUUGCUACUUUCAGUA
Messenger RNA from Paramisgurnus dabryanus, 5638 nucleotides. It is a transcript of the gene waplb, whose product is annotated as WAPL cohesin release factor b. Lineage: Eukaryota; Metazoa; Chordata; Actinopteri; Cypriniformes; Cobitidae. The record is from RefSeq and is a predicted model, not a curated record.